AUGCCUGGAUCAGACUCGGACGCAGAGGACGACCAGCCGUACAGUGACCUCGCAGAUGCGCCUGACAUCUAUGUAGGUUACCUUCCAUCAUUUCGUGCACACUUGCGAGAUACCAGAGCCCACCUCGCUGGGUCUAUUCCCUUUUAUGACGCCUCCCAUCCCGUCCCUUCAACCGAGUCUACGACCCCUCCACAUACUAACCAAGAUAACAUUCCCUCUUCUCCUGAACAAGUCAAAGAAGGCACUGAACCAUCACUAUACAAAUCAAAACCAGCGAUCUGGAGUUCCUCACUCGCUUCUUGGUCCCAAUCAGAGGUGGACGCGUUCUUUCACGCGUUGUCGAUCUACUCUCGCUGGCGGCCGGACUUGAUCGCAGAGGCCGUAAAGACCAAAGGCGAGGUCGAAAUUGUAGAGUUCCUCGUUACCCUGGAUUCUUGCGCGCGUUCUGGCGUCACCGAGACCAGUGACAUUGUGUCGACUGCCCUCGCCGCGGUAGAAGUAUCAGAUGAGUGGAUAAUCGCAGAAGAGGCCAUGGCUGCCGCUCUGAUUGUCGAAGAGGAUCACGGUGAACUUCAGGAACUGGGGGCACUAAGAAGAAAGAGGGUAAGGGACGCAAAGGUGGAUAUGAUCCCGAGAGGAAAACGGAGGCGUGUCGCGGUCGAAGUUGGCGCAGAUGCACUCAUAGCCUGUGAGGAUUCAGAGAGGGAUGAUGUCGAGGACGAGCCGAUGAGCGUUGAGGUCGCCAAGGGAAAGGCUCGCUUCGAAGAAUGGCACGCGCGUAAGAUCGCUGCUUGGGAACGAGAUGACUUGUUCAAGAAGCUCGAUGACAGUCAUUUACAAGUCUUGGAUGCGAUGCUGCGCGAGGAUGAGGAGGCACAGAAAAGGAAAAGUCUAAGCCGCGAAGGGAGUGCUGAUGUGAACCCACAGGGCCUGGAAAACGAAAUGAACAUGAACGUACUCUCUCCUACGUCUCGCCGACGCCAGACAAAGCGACUUUACAUGCGACGAAAGCGUGCACAGCUCCGAGGCGAAGAUGCGGUACCAGUAACACUCGCGAGGAUGAGACCUGGGAGGAAGGGGAAAGAGAAGGCAAUCACAGUAGUGGAAGAAACUGAGAAAGAGGAAGUCUUGCCCUUUGGAAAAGAAAUUGGGGAUAUGGUGAUAAUGGUUCCAGAUCUUGCUGAACCUGAACUCGAAGCCGAUGACGAUGACGAUGACGAUGACGCCGGGAACGCGAGUAAGGCGAUCACUAAGAAGAGCAUUAAAGUGCGUGGAAAAACGCGUUACCAGAAAAUUAGGUUCGAUUUCCAAAAUGCUGGGAUCAAUGCAUCCUACCUCGGUGAAUACGAUAUGGAUCUCUUUCAUCUUGGGCGCUUGGGAAAGCUCAUGGGGAUAUACAAAUCGCUCGAGCAAUGUCCAGAGGAUGAUGCUAGCACUACCUUCAUUUCCCCAGAUUUAAUACGGUACCUUCAAGCAUCAGUAGUUGCGUUCACGACAGAUGUUAUACACCGUGCGACCGUGGGGAAGGAACAGGAUAAUGAACUCAAGGGCCAGAAAAAAGUUUGGAGGUGUGUGCCACACCAGAUAAAACAACCAGUUGUCGAACAUGCAUUAAAGACGAUCGGUGCGAGAACCUUGAGUCAGCAAGAGCACUUUUCAAAGCUUCUUGAUCGGUACGAUUUAUCCCCGGACAAACGGAAGUGCAAACAAAAAUCUAGUCCCCCCGCAGAUUUGCAGGACGAGCGAGCGAACGCUGCCGGACAUUCUCCUGAUGCGAAAAGCUAUGAGAUGGCACUCUCGCCUCAUCGUGCAAUAUAUACACCUGCAUUUCUCGCUCCUGCCUCGUUUAAUAUCGGUGUUGUAGACACUUUUUUCCCGGGUUACGAUGGAUCGAAAGCCCUGAUCAAUGAGGAUUCGCGCGAUACGAAGGAGGGGUCGUUACUCUCGGACGAGACAGAUGAAGAGGCUUUAGAAAAUGAGUUGAUAGAGGACGAAAUGGUGGAUCAGGUUGAUAUGGAAACUAGUAAGAAAGUCGAAGAGCAGCUAUGGGCCGAAGUCGAGAGGGAGACGAUGCAAGCGUAAGGUCGAAGUAGUAAUAUUUGAAUGCGGAUAAUCAAUUUUAGCUACCCCAUUACUUUAUAGUUGCUUAAUAGUUAUAGUACAGUACAAAUGUGUGUCAAGC
This is a messenger RNA of Suillus fuscotomentosus, 2182 nucleotides long. RefSeq lists its product as uncharacterized. Gene Ontology annotation, molecular function: rDNA binding; RNA polymerase I general transcription initiation factor activity. Gene Ontology annotation, biological process: transcription initiation at RNA polymerase I promoter; nucleolar large rRNA transcription by RNA polymerase I. Lineage: Eukaryota; Fungi; Basidiomycota; Agaricomycetes; Boletales; Suillaceae. The record is from RefSeq and is a predicted model, not a curated record. The coding region runs from base 1 to 2082 and encodes 693 amino acids. Gene Ontology annotation, cellular component: RNA polymerase I upstream activating factor complex. The transcript has 4 exons.